UUUUGACAUCAAACCACAGAAAUGUUUCCUCAUUAUGGAAGAGGAUUAGGGUGACUGAAAAGAAAAAAAAGGAAAGAAAAGUAAUUCUUAUUUUAAUCUUAUUUUAACAUCAGAAUUUUGACUUUUUCUCAGAGUCAGAGUUCUUUUUCUUUUCAGUGACCAUAAUCUUUUUAGUAUUAUUUCGGUAAAACAAAAUUCUUCAUAUGCUUUUUUCUAAUUGUGGGAUAAAAUAGCUUACAUCAACAAUAGAUUACCUAAAAAUGUGAUACGUGAUACCCAGAGCCAAUUUCGAAUGUCUGGCAGCCAUAAAUUUCCAGUGAGGUGGACGGGAAUUCUUGUUGAGAAUGGCAGAAAAGCCAAAUCAUCAGCUUGAAGACAAAUAAAGCCAACAAAAAUUGCUUAAAGCUUCACAGGUUUUGUUGUGAUAUGUUCAUUUAGCCGAUUGCUGUAAAAUCACUGACACUAGUCAGUGACUUGAUGCAAUUUGCUGGGUUCCUUAUAUGGGAAACUUUGGCUUGAUGAACUGACCUGUAUUGGAAUGUUUACCAUGUGGAGUGCCUUGAGACAACUUUUGUGAUUUGGCGCUAUAUAAAUAAACUUGAUUUGAAUUGAAUUUGAACAGGGAAGUUGGUGUCAAGAUGUUAAAGAUUAGCAAAGCUAAGGAUGAGUAUCCUACUGCUCCCGGGCAGGGUGAGUAGGAAAGUGGAUUUCAGACAAGAAAAAUUCCAUCAAACUAAUAUAUAAACAAAGGUUUAUACUCACGUCUCCUAUUUAAUGACAGUGAAAAUUAAACUGAGGUCACGAGUGCCUGGGGUUAUGAUCACUCAGUAUGUGGAAAAAGUCCCUGAAGGAAUGUCCACCCCAGAUUUCAUCCGGAAACCGAUCGCACUCACAAUUCAAGAAGGAAAACUGGCCAUCUUCAGAGCAAUCAUUAAUGGUAACCCAGACCCAACUGUGACCUGGAUGAGGAAUAACGGAGAAAUCAACGAGGACAGAUACAAAUGUGUUUUUGAUAAGUUUUCUGGUGAACACCAACUACAGAUGCCUGAUGUUAGCGUGGAUCAAGCGGAUACCUACAAGUGUUAUGCAAAAAACGACUUUGGAAAAGCCGUUGUCACCAUUACGCUCAACGUCAUCGAAGUUGGCUUUAAGAAGAAUAAAGCCAUGCAACAAUCAAGAACUGCAAUUCGGGAGUUACCUGAAGACUUUAAAAAAACAUUAAGAAGCAGGACGGACAUAGCAACAAAAGAAGAGACAAAGCUAGAAAUCGAUGACAGGUUUUGGGAACUGUUAUUGAGCGCUGACAAGACGGAUUAUGAGACCAUCUGUGCACAAUAUGGUAUUACAGAUUUCAGGUGGAUGCUGAAAAAACUUAACGAAAAAAAACUUGAGAGGGAGCAGGAGCAGGAGAAGGUUGUUGAAAAACUCUGCAACUUGAAGCCCAUUGAACUGAAACCUACCGGUGCUGCAGAGUUUGAACUUGAAAUGUCACUCAAAGACCCUAACAGCAAAAUUUUCUUAUUCAAGGAUGGAGUAAUGAUUCCCUUUGAUGUGGACACAGAAGUAAAACACGGACUUAAACGGGUGGGUAAGAAGUUUGUUUUCAGCAUUAGAGGUGUAAAUCCUGAAGAUGCUGGAAUGUACCAACUGGAAAUAGAUGGAGUCAAGAUAUUUUCAACUGAAUUAAAAAUUCCAGCAGUGGACUUCCUGGUUAAGAUUCAAGAUGUGAAUGCACAGGUAAGAGAGGAUGCUGUGUUUCAGUGUGUGCUCUCACAUCCAAUGUCAAAAAUCUCGUGGAUGGGGAAGAACAACCCACUGGAGCAAGGAGACAAAUAUGAUAUAACCGUCUCAGAAGACAUGCUGAUUCACACUUUGGUGGUGAAGGACUGCCUGCUACUGGACAAAGGAAUUUACGCAGCUGUGGCUGGAAUUAAAUCAUGCAAUGCCUGGCUCAUAGUGGAAGACCCAGGGGUUUUCUUCACCAGUGGCCUUUCAGAUGCAACUGCUAUCAUUGGCACAGAUGCAGAGCUGCUCUGCAAGCUCAGCAGUGAAGAUGGUGAAGCCGUGUGGUACAAAGAUGGACGAGAGAUAACACAGGCAGACAACAUGAGUACUGUUAAAGACGGAGCUUAUCGCAAACUAAUAAUCAAAAACUGCAAUGAGAAAGAUGCUGGAAAGUUUAAAUGUCAAGUUGAUGGUCGUAAAACUGAAGCCAUGCUGGUUGUUGAAGAUCCUCCAAGAAUCAACUCUGAUGACCUCGCUGACUUCAUGAAACCAGUUACAGUCAAAACGGGAAAAGAUGCAACCUUCAAGCUGGCAUUUGUUGGCCGCGAGCCAAUGAAAAUUCAAUGGUACAAUGAUGGUGAAGAGCUGAUGGAGGAGAAUAAUAUCAAGAUUGAGAAAUCCUCCACACAUAGCAGACUUGUACUCACCAAGUGCCAACGCAGAGCCAGCAGUGGAAUUAAAAUCAAAAUUAAAAAUGAAUGUGGAACAGCUGAGGCCAUCACGCAACUUAUAGUGUUAGAUAAACCCACACCGCCUCUGGGUCCGGUGGAUAUCAUUGAGAGUUCCUCUUCUUGCAUCGAGUUCAAAUGGAGACCCCCCAAAGACGCUGGCGGCUUCCCCGUGACCAACUAUAUUCUUGAGCGUCAGCAAGUUGGUCGCAACAGCUGGAAAAAGCUGGGAAAGAUUGGGCCAGAGUCUAAAUACAGAGACACAGAUGUGGAUCACGGGAGAAAAUACUGUUACCACAUCAGGGCUGAAACCAAACAUGGCACCAGUGAAAUGAUGGAGACUGAUGACAUCCAAGCAGGGACAAAGGCAUACCCCGGACCUCCAUCCGCCCCAAAGAUUGUCAGCGCUUUCAAAGACUGCAUUAAUCUUGCCUGGACUGCGCCUGCUAAUACUGGAGGAACAAAGAUUUUGGGAUACAGUGUGGAAAAACGCAAGAAUGGGAGUAACCUGUGGGGCAUGGUCAACCCACCUGAAGAACCCAUCAAAGGAAAACAAUGUGCGGUGAAGGAUGUGGUUGAAGGCAUUGAGUACGAGUUCAGAGUGUCAGCUAUCAACACGUCAGGCGCUGGAGAGCCAAGUGCACCUUCUGAGUUUGUGAUAGCAAGAGAUCCAAAGAAGCCUCCAGGUAAAGUUACUGACCUGAAGGUGACCGACUCCUCAUACACCACCUUGUCACUGAGCUGGACUAAACCCACUGAGGAGGAAGGCAUCCAAGAUGAAGCCAAGGGGUACUUUGUGGAGCUUCGACCAGCAGAAAACCCAGAAUGGGAUCGUUGUAACUCCAACGCCAUCAUUAUGAACUCCUUCACACUUGUGGGUCUGAGGUCUAUGGCCAUGUACUGGGUAAGAGUUAUCGCCACCAAUGAGGGUGGAGAGGGUCAUCCUCAGGAGUUGGACAAUUACAUCAUCGCAAUGCCUCCUCCAGUGAGACCUCAAUUUACUGACAGAAAAAUGAAGAACUUCAUGGUGGUGAGAGCGGGGAACACCACUCGAAUCAACUUCAAUUUUAAGGCAUCUCCAAUGCCAGAGAUCACUUGGCUAAAGGAUGGCUUGCCUGUAGCCAAAAAUGUGACAGUGAGCAACACAGAUACAUCCUCACAGUUAAUGAUACCCUCAUCAGAGCGUAACGACACAGGGAUCUACACCAUUAUUGUCAAGAACAUUGUUGGUCAGGAGACCUCCAGCGUUGAGAUAAGAGUCACAGAUGAUCCCAAGCCUCCGGGCCCCGUAGAGCUGAAUGAGAACGUGUCAGGAACUGUCUCAGUGACAUGGACGCCCUCUCCAGAUGAGAAGAAAGAUGACAGACUCCAUUAUGUAGUUAGCAAACAUGAUUCUGUUAAACACACUUGGCAAACAGUGGCUGAUCAUCUCUUCAACAACAUGUUCACUGCCAUCAAUAUCAUGCCAGGAAGGCAGUAUAAGUUCCGGAUCUAUGCCAAAAAUGACAUGGGGCUUUCAGAACCAUCUGAGUCAGCAACCUGGCAAGUGAACAAGAAGAAAGAAAAGGUUUUUUUAAACCUUCCUGCUUCCAAGAGCUGCAGUUUUGAGGCACCGCCAUCCUUUUCUGUUCCUCUAAAGAUGCACCAAAGUCCUGAGAGCUAUGAGUGCUAUAUGAGUUGUGCUGUGACGGGCAACCCCAGGCCCCAUGUCACCUGGUACAAAAACAGCCUCAGCCUCAACACCAACACCAACUACCACAUCACAAACACAUGUGGCGUCUGCUCCCUGCUGGUGCUCAACGUCAGACCCAAGGACAGCGGCGAUUACACAGUUGUUGCAGAAAACCCUCUAGGCAGGGUGGAGUGUGCAACAAAACUUCUCGUUAAAGAUUAACACGAUGAAGGUCUCCACAAGUCUCCUGUUUCAUUCAACAGGAUGGAGCAGCAUUUAUCAUUUAAAGAUUGCUGCCAUCCAAUUUACUUUUGUGAAUUAUUGUUAUGUGUUUAAAUAAAGUGCAUUCAAAAAGAAAUAAGCAUGGCAUGAUACACAAGUACUGCUAAGGAACCUUAAGAGCUUUAAGGAUGAACUAUACUGGAAAAUCGAUAACACCGUUAGAUAAGACCAAUCAUUAAAGAAAAGAGAUACAAAUUG
Molecule: messenger RNA, 4605 nt
Organism: Nothobranchius furzeri (turquoise killifish)
Lineage: Eukaryota; Metazoa; Chordata; Actinopteri; Cyprinodontiformes; Nothobranchiidae
Source: RefSeq, a predicted model, not a curated record